UUUUUUUUUAUUUUCAGAAUACUGAUGUAAGUGAAUGAGUAACCCAGGUCGUAUUGGAGUCUGUACUUCAUCUUCACGAGAAGAUGUGUCAAGAUCCCGCAAUACGCCUGUCAGACGUUCUUCUUUCAAUCCACAAGAUGGGGUCGUACAAUCGGGCCCUUCGGCCGUUCGAGGCCAUCACAGUCGUCGAUGGACUUACAGGCGCGAGCCGUCACAUCAGAUGAACGUAGUGGCUGUACCAAAUCACAACGUCCAAAACCAAAAUUUCCGCCGACAUAAUUGGUCUAAUAACAUUCGAGAGAAGAGUCAUCAAGGUGGAAGUCGGAGAAGGCAUAGAAACUUUUCGAAUUGUCAACCGCCUAUGGAAGAUAUGGAUGUAACAGACGAUGUUCCUCACUAUCCUGGUUUUGUUUUUGAUCCAGUCACUCGCAAACAUUUUCGAAUCGCCUCAGAUCACAGCGGAAUCAACAACUACACCCAGAAAGACAUCCUUAGAAGACGUCGAGAAGCAGAACGGUGUCAUUAUCUUGCACAAAAACGAGGCAUCCAUGUCAAACUUCCACGUUCGCAUCUGCCUACUGUAGCUAUAGUUCAUGAUCUUUCUCUGGGAGCUCGUAACUUCAAUCACACUGUACGAACGAUUUACGAGAAUCGCUUGUUACAUGUUGGUUCCGUUCCAAACGCUGUGCAAGAGACCUAUUUGAGCUCCUCAAGUGAGCAUGUGAAAGGAUGUCAGUUUCUGGAUAUUGUGGGAAGCGGAGAUGAUGCACAGAUCUUGGGAUGUUGGGCAAUUGGCGACGGCUCUAGAAACAGCAGAAAAGCCUCCAAAUUAGCCUGUUUUCGAGCACACUUUAAUGAUGAGGUGGCCAGGAAAGCACGCAUUGAACUGGACAAACUGAGUGGAUCUGAUGUCAACACGUCUCUGAAUCUACUAGGGCUUGAGUUUGUCCUUGAUGGAGAGACCGUAGAUGUGUUAGAGCCUGUGCUUGUGGAUAUGACGGUAGCACCGGUAGAUUCAGAUGUGACUUGCGUCUUAUAUGUGACAGCCGAUUCAAGAGUGACUGAGCAAGGUAUUCUAUCGGUAUGCAAUGUGGUCUUGCAGCCAAUGUCCGCUUUGUGCACGGAUGAUGAUUUUGAAGUGCGGAACUCGCCCAUUUAUAAUAUUCGAUGGUCUGUGAAUUCCUCUGCAAUCUAUAGCUGUGCCUGGAAUUCUAACAAGACCCGGAUCGCACUUGGAAUGGAAGACACUGCAAAGAUCAUGGAUGUUAUUACGGAGAAAUCUUUUGUAAUAUCGAGUCGCCGUAAAAAUGUUAUAAGCCAACACUUUACAACUAAUGGGGACCUGAUUUACAUGGGGCUGAGGGACAGUGAUGUGAUUCUAUCUGACUUGCGAAUGAAAAGCCAUCAUGUGACCGGUUCUUUGAAAGGCUCCCGAUCGGCGGGAUGGGUUCGGCAACUUCGCUUAUCGUAUCCACAGUGUGUACUCAUAGAGAAUUUUCGUGGCGAGCUGAAACUGUACGAUCUUCGGCGGUCAGAUCGAGAGCUAAUGUCGUUCAGCGGCCAUCGUAAUACACAUUUUCGCUUGCCAUGUACAGUGGACAGUCAGGAGAAUUUUGUGUUUGCAGUUGGAAACGAUGGAUGUACUCGUGGAUGGUCCCUGGCUUCUGGUGACCAGCUCUGCGCUGUUCCUUGCCCUCGUCCCGUUGACGACCGUACAGACUUCCCGCGCGUGAUUUACUCGUCCGCAUGGGCGGGACGCGCCGGUAGCUCCGCCCUCGUACUGGCUGUUGGUGACUCGCUACGUAUUCACCAUGUAGAAUUAUGAAGUCUUUAGGUCUUCUUUGUUUCCUAUCUUUCUCUCUGUUGCCCAAAAGGAGCUUCCCUUCCCACAUUGAUUUAUGUAUUUGAUCUAUCUCUAGAAAAAAAAAGAUUUUCGUAUAUUUUUGUUAAUAUAUGAGAAAAUCAUAGUUUACUCUCUUUGGAUUGUUGAACCUCCCCAUCUCUCUGGUGAUUCAUGCUG
This is a messenger RNA of Cylicocyclus nassatus, 2020 nucleotides long. The record is from the annotation of a GenBank genome assembly. NCBI's taxonomy places the organism in Eukaryota, Metazoa, Nematoda, Chromadorea, Rhabditida, Strongylidae.